This is a messenger RNA of Fopius arisanus, 1319 nucleotides long. It is a transcript of the gene eIF2alpha, whose product is annotated as eukaryotic translation initiation factor 2 subunit alpha. Gene Ontology annotation, molecular function: translation initiation factor activity; ribosome binding; RNA binding. Gene Ontology annotation, biological process: translational initiation. The transcript has 6 exons. The coding region runs from base 167 to 1168 and encodes 333 amino acids. Lineage: Eukaryota; Metazoa; Arthropoda; Insecta; Hymenoptera; Braconidae. Gene Ontology annotation, cellular component: eukaryotic 48S preinitiation complex; eukaryotic translation initiation factor 2 complex. The record is from RefSeq and is a predicted model, not a curated record.
GUGACUCUUGCAAAUCGCCUCUGUGAUCGCUCAUCAGCAAGUUCCAGUCAAGUUUCCACAUGGAUUGUUAACAUAUUUACUGAAAAUCAGCCGCAACGACAUUUUAAUAUUAUCAUUUAAUAGACUAUUAAAUCUAAUAUAACAAUUGACUCGGAAAUCAGAUAAAAUGGUACUGUCCUGUCGAUUUUAUAAGGAAAAAUAUCCCGAGGUCGAGGAUGUUGUUAUGGUUAAUGUGCGAAGCAUUGCCGAGAUGGGGGCGUAUGUACAUCUGUUGGAGUAUAAUAAUAUUGAAGGGAUGAUUCUACUUUCUGAGCUGUCCAGGCGACGUAUUAGGUCUAUUAACAAGCUCAUUAGGGUAGGGAAAACUGAACCCGUUGUCGUUAUUCGUGUUGAUAAGGAGAAAGGGUACAUUGACUUGAGUAAACGUCGAGUGUCUCCGGAAGACGUUGAGAAGUGCACAGAGAGAUACGCAAAAGCUAAAGCAGUGAAUUCAAUACUGAGACAUGUGGCUGAACUAUUACAUUAUGACAACGAUGAGCAGCUGGAGGAGCUGUAUCAGAAGACCGCGUGGCAUUUCGAGGAGAAGUAUAAAAAGCAGAAGGCGUCGGCUUACGAUUUUUUCAAACAAUCAGUAUUGGAUCCAUCUAUUUUGGCGGAAUGUGGUCUGGAUGAUCACACCAAGGAAGUAUUGCUGAGCAAUAUUAAGAGGAAAUUAACGUCCCAAGCAGUGAAGAUUCGUGCUGACGUGGAAGUUGCAUGCUACGGUUACGAGGGCAUUGACGCUGUCAAGGGUGCCCUCAAGGCUGGACUCGCUCUGUCCACUGAAGAACUGCCUAUUAAAAUUAAUCUGAUCGCACCACCUCUCUACGUCAUGACAACAUCAACACCAGAGAAAACAGACGGUUUGAGGGCACUGAAUGACGCUAUUGUCGCGAUAAAAGCAAAAAUAGUUGAAUUGGGUGGUGUGUUCAAUAUUCAAAUGGCUCCUAAAGUUGUAACAGCAACCGACGAAGCCGAGCUGGCGAGACAAAUGGAACGAGCUGAAAUGGAAAAUGCCGAAGUAGCUGGUGACGACGAUGAAGAGGAAGUCGAGGGAAUGGGGGAGUUCAGCGGUGGUGAGGGCGAAGAGGAGGACAACAAAGGCCAGGAAUCUCAGGGAGAAGACUAAGCCCCAGUUGAGCACAUUUUUUUACUCUGGUGUAAACGUUCAUACAGAUAAAUCAUUUAAAGGUGCACUUUUAUCUGUAUAAGUUGUGGAAAAUAUCUGAUAUGCGUUAUCCUCCGAAAAUUUUGAAAAUAAAUUGUGUAAUAAUUUUCAA